Messenger RNA from Labeo rohita (rohu), 1095 nucleotides. RefSeq names its product glycolipid transfer protein b (gene gltpb). Gene Ontology annotation, biological process: ceramide transport; intermembrane lipid transfer. The transcript is spliced from 6 exons. Bases 1 to 630 code for a protein of 209 amino acids. Gene Ontology annotation, molecular function: ceramide 1-phosphate binding; ceramide 1-phosphate transfer activity. NCBI's taxonomy places the organism in Eukaryota, Metazoa, Chordata, Actinopteri, Cypriniformes, Cyprinidae. The record is from RefSeq and is a predicted model, not a curated record. Gene Ontology annotation, cellular component: membrane; cytosol; cytoplasm.
AUGGCACUUUUGCUGGAGCAGCAGUUUGCGCCGCUGUCUGACACCAACGAGAUCGACACGAAAACAUUUCUGGAGUCAGUUUCUUAUCUGCCACCUUUUUUCGAUUGCCUUGGUUCCAAGGUUUUUGCACCGAUUAAGGCUGACAUAAAUGGAAACAUCACAAAAAUUAAAGCUGUCUAUGACUCAGAUCCAGUGAAGUAUGAGACUCUUCAGCAGAUUCUGUUAAUCGAGAAAAGCACCUAUGGCUCAGAGUGGCCUAAAGUUGGAGCCACACUGGCGCUUAUGUGGUUAAAGAGAGGCCUGCGGUUCAUUCAGAUUUUACUGCAAAGUCUAGCGGAUGGAGAAAGAGAUGAGAACAAUCCCAAUCUUAUUCGCAUCAAUAUCACCAAAGCCUAUGACCAAGCCCUUAAGAGGUACCACGGCUGGAUAGUCCAGAAGGUUUUCAAGGCUGCGUUAUUUGCUGCACCAUGCCGGUCAGAUUUUCUAAAAGCUUUAUCCAAGGAUCAAGAAGUUGCAGAGGAGGAUUGCUUAGCAAAAAUUCGUCAGUUCUUGAUAAACUUCACUGCAACUGUAGAUGCCAUUUAUGAAAUGUAUUCUGCAAUGAAUGCUGAACUGGACUACUUAGUUUGAAACAUCCUUCAAAAGAAUGGCCAUUCCUGUUGGAAACCUCUGCUGCAGUUUGUUAACAGUGUACAUGGUAACUGGCUUCUACACGUCUAAACAGGUCACUGACUUGGAUUAGCAGCAAAUCAGCUCAUUGGAACUUUUUGGACAGUUCUUUUUUAUUUUUUCAGCUAAUAACCAUUUUAGGCCUUGUUAAAAUCGGUAGGCCUACAUGCUAAAUAUGGCACCAUCUAUAUGCACUUUGCAGACAAAGCAGCUUUUGGUUUUUAUAAAAGACAUAGUGGAUACAUAGAAAGCAAAUUUUCAACAGUGCAAUUAUUAAAAAGAAAGAAUUGCUUUUAUGUGUGGUGAUAAAUAAUGUAAAGGCAGCUCUUUCCUAGGUGUGAACAUUUUGUGAACACAGGACAUUGUUCUUUUAUCACACUUACUAUAUAUUGUUUCUCUCCAACCGUUCUUAAAUUAUCUAUGAAC